Messenger RNA from Mytilus trossulus (common blue mussel), 2267 nucleotides. RefSeq lists its product as uncharacterized. Bases 190 to 1635 code for a protein of 481 amino acids. The record is from RefSeq and is a predicted model, not a curated record. Lineage: Eukaryota; Metazoa; Mollusca; Bivalvia; Mytilida; Mytilidae. The transcript is spliced from 2 exons.
UUAAGGUACUUACCUGACAUAUGUACUUUAGGAUUUCAAUCUCGUUGGUAUUAGACUCGACCGGAAGUUCAAAACGCGCGGGAACCAGAUGUUAUGCUACAUCCGGUUUCCCAUGAACUUAUCAGUUUUCUUUCUCGGCGGCUUGAAAGAUAGUCGUGUAUUACGUGCUCGUAAUUUCUGCCGUUUGAGAUGGCAGAAGAAAAUAGAAACGGAGAUAUUUCUCCGGUGGAAGAAGAUACUUUGGAGGAUUCCUCUCGUGAAGGGCAGAAGCCACCUUCAUCUUCGUCUGUAGUUACGAAGAAAAAGAGGAAGUCGAGGUCCAAGUAUUCGGAGUUAGAAGAUAAGUGGAACACAAAGUUCGGAAACUUAAAUAGUAAGUUAGAUAGCAUGUUUGACUUGUUAAAGGGUGAACUAACAGCUAGACAUGUACAGACAAGUACCGCAAAUGGUGACAAUAUAAAUACGUCUGAUAAUUCACUGUCACAAAGACAGUCCAGUUCAACUUCAAGUCUGUCACAAAGACAGACGAGUAAAAGUCAGUCACAAAGACCGACACUUAGGUCUAGAGAUUCAGAUAAUGAAUCAGCUGAUGAUCGUGAUGAUGUAAUGUCUUUGCAACCAGGUCAAAACGAAGUUUUGGGUUCAGGGACAGAGUCUGACAAUGAAGGCUCUAAUGAUGAACAGUUGUCAAGUAAAGCAAAGAAAUGUUUAUUUGAUAUUUUUGGUGAGGAUGCCAUUGCCAAGAAAACAGAGAAAAAAAUUGGCAUUACAAUGGACGAUUCUCAAAAAGAGGUUCUAAUGGGUCACUGGCGUGCACUCAAACCUAAUUUAGUAUCAGCAUUUGCUGAAGAAACUAAAGAACUAUUUCCUGUUGAUGAGGAAACAGAAAAAUUCCUUCAGGUACCAACUUUAGAUGAUUUCAUUGGAAAUUGUUUAGUUAAAAGACAUGGCAGUAAAGCAUCUUUUUCUAAAGGAAAAAAUUUAUGCUCCCAACCUUACAAAAUGCUUGAGAAAAUAGCAUAUAGAGGACAGCAAGCAAGUUUCAUGGGUAUUGUCAUUUGCAUGUAUAUGCAACAGAGUCUUGGUAAUUUAUUAGAAUUAUUAUCUGAUGAGACGCCUAACAUUGAUAAAGCUAUUCAACAAGUAAGGGACAUUUUUGCUAUGUCCAAGAAAGAGUUGGAUCAAGCUGGUAGAGCAGGUGCGUUUCACCAUAUUUUGAGACGUCAAAUGUGUAUGACUGAUACAUCCAUGUUUCUACUUCAUGAUUCUAGAGACAUUUCAGAUUUGCCUCUGACUGGAGAAGGUGUUUUUGGGGAUAACUUAGUUUCUGCUUUAAAAGCUAGAAAAGACAAAGAUAAAACUCUUGAUGAUUUGUUGCCUGAUAUUUUCCCAAAAGACAGGAAAAGGAAAACACCUUCAACAGAGGAUUCUAGUAAAGCUAAAAAGGCUAAAAUAGAGAAAUCAGAUCAAAACAAAGACAAGUCAUCUGAGAAUUUUCGUAUCCCAAAACUGUCUUCCAACACAGGACCUAGAAAGUUCACCAAAAAGACAGAGGAUGGAAAAUUCUCCAAACCAGAUACUGGUUACAAGAAGACUCCCUUUCCGGCUAGAGGAGGGAAGUCCUUUAGAAAAUGACAAGGAUGAAGAAUGAGUUCUUCCUCGGCGAGUCGCUGAGGGAGAGUGUAUAUAUGUUUUUCGUUAUGUGGGAAUGGUGGUGGAUUUUAAAUGCACAUAGAUGACAGUUUGCCUGAGUGUUUAAAAAACACAGGUUUUUAACGGCCAAUCUGUAUGAUCAGAUGUUUUUCAACGUUGUUGAAAUAAAUAUAAACUAAGGAACUACAUAGUAAGUGUACGUAUUUCCAUGUAUAAUAAGUUGUAUAUACUAGAGUUUAUAGUUUGUGAUUUAUUGGAAGAAGAAGUAUUUUAAGAAAACUUUUUGUCAAAACUUCCUGCUACAAAUUAUUGCUUUGUAAUCAAUAGAAAUCCUAAAGUACAUAUGUCAGGUAAGUACCUUAAUUUAUGAUAUAAAAUUCAAAAAUUUGAACUCAAAUUCAAAUUUUAUGAAUAAAUUAUACUUACCUGACAUAUGUACUACCCACCCUUCCUCCCCAGGAAGUUUUUAAGUUUUCUUAACGGGGUCUUUCAAGCCGCCGUGAGAAAACUGAUAAGUUCAUGGGAAACCGGAUGUAGCAUAACAUCUGGUUCCCGCGCGUUUUGAACUUCCGGUCGAGUCUAAUACCAACGAGAUUGAAAUCCUAAAGUACAUA